GAUGCCCAUGCUGAUUGGCUCAGAGCGAAUCAGCUUCGCGUCAAUCAAAAUCUCGGCGAGUCGGCUCGCGAAGUUGGCAGACGGUGACAGAGAGUCAGGCGGAGACAUGGACGGAGACGGCGGUAAAGUCAGUCUGCUGAUGGGUGAAGACGAGUUCAAGGCGUCCUGCGCUAAGGAGAUGGCUCUGCUCGAUCUGAUGGAGAAGACCGGGUACAACAUGGUGCAGGAGAACGGGCAGAGGAAGUAUGGUGGACCCCCACCAGGUUGGGAGGGCCCAGCCCCCCCACGGGGCUGCGAGGUGUUUGUGGGCAAGAUUCCCAGAGACAUGUACGAAGACAAGCUGGUGCCUCUUUUUGAAAGAGCCGGCAGGAUCUACGAGUUCAGACUGAUGAUGGAGUUCAGCGGAGAGAACCGCGGCUAUGCCUUCGUCAUGUACACCAACAGAGAGGCAGCUCAGAGAGCCAUCCAGAUGCUGGACAACUACGAGAUCCGUCUGGGGAAGUUCAUCGGCGUCUGUGUGAGUCUGGAUAACUGCCGCCUCUUCGUGGGCUCCAUCCCCAAAGACAAGAGGAAGGAUGAGAUCAUGGAGGAGAUGAAGAAGGUGACAGACGGGGUGGUGGAUGUGAUCGUGUAUCCCAGCUCCACAGAUAAGAGCAGAAAUCGAGGUUUUGCCUUUGUUGAGUAUGAAUCCCACAAAGCAGCAGCCAUGGCCAGGAGGAAGCUCAUACCUGGAACCUUCCAGCUAUGGGGUCACUCCAUCCAGGUGGACUGGGCUGAGCCUGAGAAAGAGGUGGAUGAAGAGGUCAUGCAGCGUGUCAGAGUCCUUUAUGUGCGUAACCUGAUGCUGAGCACAAAUGAAGAAACUCUUCAUCAGGAGUUCUCACACUUCAAACCGGGCUCUGUGGAGCGCGUGAAGAAGCUCACUGACUACGCCUUCAUCCACUACCGCUGCCGUGACGACGCCGUCACUGCGCUGAGUUUAAUGAACGGAGCCCAGAUCGAUGGAGCCACCGUGGAGGUGACGCUGGCCAAACCGGCGGGGAUCAAAGACUGGGCUGUAGCCAGGAGGAGGUACAGUAGCAGGGCAUACCUAGGAAACAAUCCAGGGGGAGGAGGAGGAGCAGGAGGAGUAGACGGGAUGUUUGUUCUGCACAGGAACAAUGGAGGGAUGAUGGAAGAAGCUGGGGGCGGAUGCUCUCCGCUGAGACCCUUGACCCUGCCGUCACGCCUGGGGUGCACCUUCUACCCAGGAGCAGCAGGAGAUGACCUGGACAGGUGUGUGUUUCCGCUCUUUCCCGGGACGCCCCUCUCCCCCACCAGCCUGCUGUCACUCAAGCAGAGUCAAAUCGGCUCUGCUGUCAGCCUGCUCGACUUUUACUGCCUCAAAAACUUCUGGUCACAGCCCGAAUACCACCUGUACUCAGCACCUGGACAGGAUGGAAAACUUCUGCUCCUGUACAAGGUUGUGAUGCCAUCUACACGAAGCACCUACAUCCCAGACAAGCUGUGUGUGCUGCUGGAUGACGCCAAAGAGCUGGCUGCACAGACCACCCUGUUGAACCUGGGAGGCCUUUUCUUGUCUGAGAGUCAGCAGCAAGAGGAAAGUCCACAGCAGAAGAGGUGCAUCAAGGGGAGGAGGAGGCAGAGGAGUGCGAGGAGAAAAGGCAGGACUGUCUUUAUUAUGACUACACUACCAAACAUUUCCCAACGCAGUGUUUUUGUAAUGUGCUGCCUCUGGCUGACUUUCAGAGCACCACCAUUUUAGCUUCAGAUGUUAAGCACAGACAGAAGAACAGAACUGUUCAUGUCCUCCAUCUGUUUGUUUGAUCUCCCUCUAUUUUAAAUUUCUAUCUCAGCUAGAGCUGAAGGGAGGGAGGGAAGGAUAAUAUUUAGUUUCUGAUGAGCGGCUCGGCUUCUUUUCUCUAUCAUCUCUGAUAAACUGAAAGAGAACAAUGAGAGACACUGUUUACGUUUCACAAAAACGGACAAAUCCAACAGAAAAAACAUCCUCUAUCAACCUCUGUUAAAUGUCACCCUCCGUCUCUUCUCCUCCUCCUCUCUGGUGUUGUUUUCCUACGGCCAAAGUUCCCCUUAGACUUCCCAUAAUGCCACAGCAGGGACACAUAUACUUGUACAUGAACAAUUGCCAUCAAAUAAGGUGAUUUUUGUUGUUUUUGUCUUAGCUGACAGUUUUUUGUUUUUUUUUCCAUUUUGUUUCAGUUGCUGAUAAUUUCUUAGCAAAUUAAAUGGAGGGUGGCUUAUCCCUCUGUGUUUGUAGCUACCAACACCUCUCAUGUCUGUGUUAACCUGAGUUAUGUGAGGGGCGGAGGAAACCGUGUCCAAUCCAUCAUUUCACAAACAAGUUCUUGUGGUUACCCGAGGAACAACAUCUCGUUCUUUCUUGUCUGCUAAUUGGCCGGAAAGAGGCGACCUCAUGAGAAAGCUGAGAUGUUUAGAGCCUCUGGUCGUCUCAGACAAAUCUUGAGCUUGGAAAAAAGAAAGCAGGACAUUUUUCCAUGUUUUCUUAUUUGCCUGACCCACUUCAUGAUCGGGUUUCUGUAGAUUUUAAAGGCUCCGGUCAUUUGAAGGAGAAAGAAAAACCUCUGAGAGCAGAUUUAAGAUGUUUUUCCUCCAAACUAAGUUUAAAGACCCUUUUCUUGUUGGUGUUUUAUGCUUUUAAAUCACAUUGACUAAGAAAAGAGAUAAAACAUAGAGUUAAAAGGAGAUUAGGAGAUUAGAUGUGUUUUUCUAUUGUCUCCUCAUGGUGCUUUAGCAUUAGGAAAAUGAGGAGAACGAGUUAUUUCAAGGCAGAUUGUGGAAAUUCAUUUUUCCAUACUUUUCAUAUUUGUAAUUGUGCAGUGCUGUAAAGGAGGAAGAAAGAGGAAGACAGAUGCUGAAGUGUCAAAGACAAGGUUUUAUUUUACAGGUCUGUCAUUCCUUAAUAAUUUCCUUUAAAGAGCUAUGUAAUUUGGAACUGAGUCAGCUAUUUGAGUUUAGUUAGUAUUGUUGCUUUUUAGAGGAAUUUUCUUGAAAACGAGCGCCAUUUAAACCUAAGUCAAUAUUCAUUAUUAUUUAUUUAUUUAUAUUUAUUUCAUUAGUUUAUUUCUGUACAUUUUAUUCUUCAUAUUAGUUAAUUGUAUGCUUGUAUAUAUGAUCAGCUGACCUUCUGUCUUCUUAAUAAACUACUCUUUACAGAAGCUAAUCAGACCUGAAACGAUUAGCCGAUUCGUUGAUCAGUCGAUUGAUGGAAAAAUAAUUGUAAUUCUAAUAGCAGAUUAAUCGUUUCAGUCAUUUUUCAAGCAAAAAUUACGGAAAUGCCAAACAUUUGUGACUCCAGCUUCUUAAAUGAGAGGAUUUCCUACUUUUUCGUUGUCAUACAUCAUUGUAAACAUUGUAAAAUGUUUGAGUUUUGGACUUUUGGCCGAAUGAAACGACAUUUGAAGACGUCACUUUAGGCUCUGGAAAGUUGUGAUGGGCUUUUUUUUUUUUUACUAUUUUCUGAGAGUUCAUAAUUGAGAAAAUAAUCAACAUAUUAAUUAUGAAAUUAAUUGUUAGUUUAAGUCCUAGAGAAGUUAAUAGCAGUUGAACACUUUCUCUUUUUUAGAUAUAAUUAGUCCCAGAUUACAUAGUUCUUUAAAAGAAACUUAAGAGGAAAUUAUUAGGGAAUUUAUGUAAAACCAAGUGUUACAGAGAAGAGGUCUGAACUGAACUGAACUGAACUGAACUAUCAAUUAUAAAUUCUGUAUCAUCAAAAUAAAGUUCUACAAUUUAAAAUUUACAAGUAGCGGGUAUUGUAUGUACUGGCUUCAGUAUUUUUAUAUAUAUAUCUAUAGAUAUAUAUAUAUUUAAAUUGACAACCCUUCAGCCAACAAAAUAAAUAAGUUAAUGAGUAAAAAGUAAAACCGACAUUUCCCCAUUUUGUAUUCUUAGCCGUGUAAAAAAAAAAAAGGCUUUGAAAUAGCAUUUAAACUUUAUUUUAAAAAAUAUAUGUACACAAGUAUUUAAAGUACUUUUGACAUCAUCCUUUUGUUGUGUGAGAGCUGGAGAGGAGGAUGAAACCUGGAGGUGUGUUUCUUUCUUUAUCGGAGGAUGAGAAAUUAGAAGCGGAGUGGAGUCACUGUUGUCAUGUACAUAGUUCUUCUAAAAGCUAAACAAAGGACAAACGUUUUAUUCGCACUUAGUGAUCAGUUAAAUUAAUUAAGUGUGGAGGUCAAACGAGUUUUCACGUUCGUAUUCUGUCCGGCUGAAAGUUUGAAGAAGUUUUAUUGAUCUAUUUUAACUCGUCGAGGAUCAAACAAGAAGCGAAACAAAGAGUGGUUAAAGGCAAAUUAUUUUCUUUAUGUACAUGUUUUAUUUGUUUACUGAUUGUUUCUGUUCUGUUCUGUUGUUGAUUCAGGCUCUUUGGAGCCUUGAAUGACUUUAUAUGAACAUUUUUAUAUAUUUAUACAAUGAAUGUGUUUUUGUAGGGUUUUACCUCACCUUUCAAGUCAGACUGUGAAUGUUUUAUGAUCCUUUAAUCCAAUUAGUGUUUGACUCUGCUGGUUUAAAGUCAAAGUUUCUCAAGUUUUGUUCAGACAUUUUGUUCUCAGGCUAGAAAAAUUGAGAUUUUUUUGUUUGUUGAAUUACUUUGGCGACUUUAAAAGUGACAGCGAGAAUUAGAUUAUUUUAGACUAAGGUCAUAAUAUUUGUAGUUGUCUUGUCUGUAUUCAGUGAUUUAGCAAAAACCAAACCACGUUGCAAUGGGAUUUUUUUUCCUCCUGUUUUCAAAUUUGAAUUGGUAUCGGUUUAGUGAUACGAAUUUAUCCUAAAAUAUAAUAAUAAAUAAUAAAACCUAAUCAAAACAAACAAAAAAACUCAGGAACUCAGCACUAAUUGAAAGAAAAUGGCCUAUUGUUAAUGAAUAUGAUCCUAUUUAUUAAAAGUUACUGUAGAAUUUCCAUUCUACAAAAUAUUAGAUGUCACACCCGCUUUAAAUAAAGAAAGAAUGAAGAGUUUGAUUACAAAAUGAGAACCCAGCCUUGUAAUUAAAUUGUAACAUG
Xiphias gladius (swordfish) is the source of this 5039-nucleotide messenger RNA. RefSeq names its product RNA binding motif protein 46 (gene rbm46). The transcript has 10 exons. The coding region runs from base 2 to 1765 and encodes 587 amino acids. The record is from RefSeq and is a predicted model, not a curated record. Lineage: Eukaryota; Metazoa; Chordata; Actinopteri; Istiophoriformes; Xiphiidae. Gene Ontology annotation, cellular component: nucleus. Gene Ontology annotation, molecular function: mRNA binding.